GACCUCGAGGUUGUACUCGUGUUCCUUCUCGUCCUCGAGUUCCUCGAUGGUCGGCGUGCGCGGGCGUCUGGCGGGAGGAGUGAACUUGUUGCCCUCGUCGGUCAUCUUGAGGUCCUCAGGUCGGGCGACGGUGUGCCUGGGACCCUCCUCACUGUCUGCUCCAACAGAGCCCCUCUCCAGCAAGAGAAUGAGAGGAUGCACCCCAAGCAUCACCCUCAGCCCCGACUGCUCCUCCACCUGCCUCAAAGCAGCGAUCAGCUCCGGCACGCUGAAGCCGCCCAUCUCCGAGGCAUCCUCCCUCCCCUGUCCCUCUGCUCCUCCGCCGCUGCUGCCCGCCGCUUCCGCCUGCUUGCCCUUGCCCAGAUCGGUGGCAACAACGUUCCUUCAGCUCGUCGCAGCGCUAGGUUCAUCCGCCGCGCCGUCCGUGCCGAAGACCGACUCCGCAUCCUUGAUGAGGGACAGAACACUCUUCGUGUCGGAGAUGGCCUGCGAGAUGACUGAGGUCGAGUCGAGGCCGGCGUCAGACAUGCUGUGUAUUGAUAUUGUAAGUGAAUUAUUUCUUGAUGAUGGUGGUUUGGAAAGAAGAGGGGCAGUGAGAAGAGCGCGCUGUUGUUUAGGGCGGUCCCUAUCCGACUCGCAGCUGCU
Molecule: messenger RNA, 645 nt
Organism: Dacryopinax primogenitus
Lineage: Eukaryota; Fungi; Basidiomycota; Dacrymycetes; Dacrymycetales; Dacrymycetaceae
Exons: 3
Coding region: 196-501 (101 amino acids)
Source: RefSeq, a predicted model, not a curated record